Messenger RNA from Echinops telfairi (small Madagascar hedgehog), 5263 nucleotides. RefSeq names its product zinc finger protein 432-like. NCBI's taxonomy places the organism in Eukaryota, Metazoa, Chordata, Mammalia, Afrosoricida, Tenrecidae. Gene Ontology annotation, cellular component: nucleus. The transcript is spliced from 2 exons. Gene Ontology annotation, biological process: central nervous system development; regulation of transcription by RNA polymerase II. The coding region runs from base 31 to 1809 and encodes 592 amino acids. The record is from RefSeq and is a predicted model, not a curated record. Gene Ontology annotation, molecular function: RNA polymerase II cis-regulatory region sequence-specific DNA binding; DNA-binding transcription factor activity, RNA polymerase II-specific.
UAUCAAGCCGACAACCCAGAUGCCCCCUCGAUGGCGGAACAGGGAGUGCUGUGGAUGGCAGGAGGUGGAACCCACAGGCGGAUCUACCCAGAAAUCUGCAAGAUUGAUGGUCAUCUGCAAAGUCACUUGGGAAAUCCAGGAAUGCUGAAGAGUUUGGAACAAUACCAUGAACAUGUGCUUGGGAAUGUUGAGCAUCAUAGCAAAAUUCAUUUUCCUUUUAGGCAAAAUCAUGACAUGUUUGAGUUAUAUAUAAAAACUCUGAAAUCAAAUUUAAGUUUAGCUAAUCAGAACAAAAGUUAUGAAAUUAGGAACUCUGCUAAAUUUAAUGGAUAUGGGAAAUUUUUCCUGCAUGGUAAUCGUGAACAAUUUCAUUCUGCAGUUAAGUUCCCUAUGAGUACAAAUCCUACCAGCACUAAGUUCCAAGUAAUUCAGCGUCAGACAGUUAACAAUGUAGAGAAGACCCAUAUAUGCAGUGAAUGUGGGAGAGCCUUCCUGAAGAAGUCCCAGCUCAUUGAUCAUCAGAGAGUUCAUACAGGAGAAAGACCUUAUGGAUGCAGUACAUGUGGGAAAGCAUUCUCCAGAAAGUCCAGGCUCACUGAACAUCAGAGAAUUCAUAAAUUAGAGAAAUCCCAUAUCUGCAAUGACUGUGGAAAAAUCUUUACCAUAAGGAGUCGUCUGAUUGAACAUCAGCGAACUCAUACUGGGGAGAAACCCUUUGUGUGCAACAUGUGUGGAAAAGGUUUCCCUGGGAAACGUAAUCUCAUCAUACAUCAGCGCACUCAUACAGGAGAGAAAUGCUACAUAUGUAGUGAUUGUGGAAAAGGCUUCACUGGGAAGAGCAUGCUUAUCAUACAUCAGCGAACUCAUACUGGAGAGAAACCCUACAUAUGCAGUGAUUGUGGGAAAGGCUUCACCACAAAGCACUAUGUCAUCAUACACCAGCGAAACCACACAGGAGAGAAACCCUAUGUCUGCAAUGAUUGUGGGAAAGGUUUCACCAUGAAGACCCGUCUGAAUGAACACCUGCGAACUCAUACUGGAGAGAAACCCUAUGUGUGCAAUGACUGUGGAAAAGCUUUUCCUAGGAAGAGUAACCUCAUCAUACACCGUCGCAAUCAUGGAGUAGAGAAAUCGUAUCUAUGUAGUGAUUGUGGAAAAGGCUUCACUGUGAAGAGCAUGCUCAUCAUACAUCAGCGAACUCAUACUGGAGAGAAACCCUAUGUGUGUGCUGACUGUGGAAAAGGUUUCCCUCUGAAGAGUCGUCUCAUUGUACAUAAGCGAACACAUACUGGUGAGAAACCCUAUAAAUGCAAUUUAUGUGGGAAAGGUUUUGUUGUGAAUAGUGGACUAAUGUUACAUCAGCGAACGCAUACUGGAGAAAAGCCCUACAUAUGCACUCAGUGUGGAAAAGGUUUUGCUUACAAGAGCAAUCUCAUCGUGCAUCAGCGAACUCACACUGGAGAGAAACCUUUUAUGUGCAAUGAAUGUGGAAAAGGCUUUACCAUGAAACGCUAUGUCAUCAUUCAUCAGCAAACUCACUCAGUAGAAAAACCCUAUGUCUGCAGUGAAUGCAGAAAAGGCUUUACCACAAAGAACAAACUCAUUGACCAUCAACAAAUCCAUACUGGAGAGAAACCCUAUGAAUGCAAGGAAUGUGGGAAAGGCUUCACCGUGAAAAGCCGGCUAACAGUACAUCACCGAACUCAUACAGGAGAGAAACCCUUCGUUUGCACUACAUGUGAAAAAGGCUUUUCCUCAAAGAGAAAUCUCCUUGUACACCAGCGAACUCAUAAUAUAGAGAAGUCCUAACAAUGCAAAGAAUGCUGUAAGGCCUUAAGGAAGAAAACGUGCCUCAUACAACAUCAGAGAUUUCACACAGGAUAAACUUCCUAUGUAUGCACCAAGUGUGGCUAAUUUCCAUUUCCUUUAAGCAAGACUGGUGAAUUGAAUUCUUUUAUGUGGCCUUUUGCCUGAGUUCUUUGAAGAAAACAGCUUGAUUUUCUCUGUAAGCCCUGAGAAGUUACCUUUGCUUUACUUUUCUGACUCAGAGGGUUGGUGGUUUUUUUUUUGGUUUUUUUUUAACUUUUGUCUAAAUUGAUUGACAUUUCCAGGACAAGCUGGAAACACCUUGCUGUGUUGAUACUUUUUGUCUACUCUGGGUUGCAGUCUGCCUUAGAACUGGUGUGCACUUGGAGGGAUUGGUCAAUAAACUAUGCAAAUGAAAGACUUAUAAGCCUACUAUGGGGAUGAAGUCACUGUGGCUUACUAAGAUGGCACUGAUUAUUUCAUUGCCCUGGUCUACACAAAGGGGGAGAUUCAAGCCUUGAAAUUGGUGAAGAGUUUGCUUAUAUGUGCAGCCAAAGUCACAAAGUUUGAAAGAAAAGAGCAGAAAGGAGAAAAGAGAGAAGAAUCAGAGAGGAAGCAAAGAACCACUUAAAAGAGCCAGAACGUGGGUCUAGUUAACACUGAAGAUAACAAGAAACCUAGAAGUGGCCCUGCAGCAGACUCCGUGGUGAUGACAGAAAUCUGAUGCUAGGAAUGCAGCUAAAAGUUAAAAUGGUGCUAUAUUGGCUAUGGGCUGGCUCAGCAACAAAUGCUGACAGAAGGGAAGCCAAAGGCGGAAUGAUCCACAUAACUGAGGAGGGCCGUGCACGAACACCAGGAAGCCCGUUCUAAUAGGCCCAAGAGGAACCUGUGUGAGAGAUUCAAGAGGAAGCCAGGAUGGCUGAGAAGGGGAUAUGCAUGGCCAAGAGCAGGCCUGUCAUGUGGAGGAUGAAGAGAGGAAUUCCUGGAGAGAGGCCGGCUUGCUGAAAAAGCUUUCUUGCACUGAAGAUGGGAGUGAUGUACUCUCUCAAGGAGCCUCCCAGACUUCUGAUUCCUGAUUCCGAGUUGUACCAAUGUUGUUUCCUAUAAAAAUAGCAUGGGGAUAUCAGACUUCAUCUACACAAGGGGAGAAGAGAUUGAAAGUCACCAAACCCCAGGCUCAUUCCUUUUGGAGGGAGGGAACUGGUGUUUCGAAAAUACUUCCAUUCUUGCAAUUCUGAUACCUCUUUCUCUCUCAUGGCACUUUGCACUUCUCUGUUGAGUUUGAUCAUUCAUUGCAAUGGACACACAGAACUCACAGACCAUACUCGGUUCUAGGGCUUACUAGGGAAGUAAUAGGGUCAACGUGUGAUCAAGUGCAGCAGGCUACAAUUUAAGAACAGGAAGCAUGUAGGCAGUCUGGAUGGUGGUGUGGAGAGCACAUCACUUAUUUUACAGUAGGGCAGAUCCUAUUGGCUGUGCAAGCAAGCAAGCUCUUCACUGUGCAUGUCCCCUGAGGACAUGCCUCCUCUCUGCCACACCACCUUUUGACAUGGACUGUGCUGCUGGGCUCCACAGAGUCUGUAUGGUUAUAACCCUUGAUCCAUGUUCCAGCUCUGUAAGAAGUCCUUGGCCUCUCUCACUGUUACUUGCUGCUUCCUUCUGCUUUCUUCCGUCUCAAACUUCUGUGUAGCUGGCUGCUUCUAUGAGGGGGCUUACGAACAUUUAUGGAAAUUUUCCAUUAUCUUAAAAUUGCAUGCGCUUUUUUUGAAGACCCCUUCUAUCUACAAUUCUGUCAAUUUCAAGGGAUAGCUGACCCGCCAGUGCCACAAACUGACCAGUCCCCUCUCAGGUCAUAGUCUGGUGAUAAAUCCCUGCAAGGUGCAUGCCAAUCACAGGGCAGGCUGUAAGGCCAGAUCAAAUCCAAGUUGUGUGCAGCUUACCCAGGAAAUACCAAUCAGCCUGCAUAAAAGUAACAAUCAUUCUGGGUUAGAAAACUAACUGGGGCAAAGGUAACUCAAGUGUUUAGGAUAAAAACCCAACUGUUUUCCCAAAGAACCAAAGUAAAAGGCCAUAUAAAUACUAAUUUGACCACACCAUGUCUUACCUUCCCUAUGUUAAUGAUAAAUGCCUAGAUAGUGUGGAACUAAUUCAAUAGCCACUAAUCACACUUGCCUAUAUAAAUGUAAAAUAAGUAAAGAAUAAAUAUAGUUCCUCAGUGUUGCCAACCACAUUUUAAAAGCUCAGUAUCCAUAUGUGGUAUUAUGAUUUAAGGUUGUUGGUCAAUUUGUCUGAACCAUGAUUCUCACUGGUUCAGCAAUUAAAAUGUAGUACUCUCCCAUGAUGAAAUCUCCUAUAAUGCAAUCCCCUCCUUGAUGCGAUCUGCUAUAAGCAGCCAUUUGACUGAAAGGGAGUUUCACUGGGGAUGUUAUGUGCUUCCUAUAUACAUUGGCAUUCUGCCAAACUUUCGGAGUCUGGAGCCUGCAUCUGGCUCAUCAUCAUCUGACUUCCAGUUCUUUGACCUUGAGUCAGUGGUCUGCCAUAUUGCCUGCCAAUCCUGGGAAUCAUUAGUCUCUGCAGACUGAGUUAACAGCCUGUUGACUUUGGAUUCAUUCACCUUAGCAGCCAGCAGCCUGCUGCCUGAUCUGCUGGUGUUGGGUUCAUCAGCCCUUGCAGAUACGUGAGUCAGGAGGAGCCUCCAGCCUGGCAUCUGACCCAUGGACUUGGAACUUGCCAGCCUCUGCAACAGCGUGAGCCAUUUCCUUAAGAGAGAGAAAGUCUUUCUAUAUAUAUGCAUACAUAUAAAAGCUUCACUGGUUUUGCUUCUCUAGAGAACCCUGCGUAAGACAUAUGGCUAAUGACUAAUGUAUUGGACAAUACAGAUGUAAGAUCCAACCAUCAUGGCAGAACAAUUAUUCUACUGGACAGUGUUGGUUUAUUACAGAAACUCAUUCCCCAUGAUAUAAAAAAUAAACAACGUAAGUAUAUUAUUGAUUUGGAAGGUGAUUGUGAAUGCACAAAAGAGUCAAAUAUUUUUGUCAUCUUAGAGGAUAAGCUAUUGAAAUAAUUCUAAGAGAUGCAAUUGUCCAAAAGUUUUAUCUCUGUAUAAUAGACUCUAUCUGUCUGAAUACAAAGCAAUGAAAACAUAAAAGGGUAAGGAUUCCAAAAAUAUAUAAAAUAAAUAGAAGGAUGAAAAAUGUCAUCUAAGAUGGAAGGAAGCACAGGAAAUUGGAGGAGCUAAAGUCCCUUUAGUCUCUUGGAGAAGGGUCUGUUUAUUUUUGCUCCCUUUGAGGCUGGUCCUCAUUUCACAGAUCUCGUCAUCUCUGUGCCCUGUUGAAUUAGGUCUUGUGCUUUUCCUCUUCAUCGGUUCCAUUUACUCUCCUGUGAGAGGCGCUAUUGUCCUGUCCUCUGCUCUAAUAACACCACAGUCUGCUUUACUCUAAUAAAGAUAAGUCUAUGA